Molecule: messenger RNA, 678 nt
Organism: Phytophthora sojae
Lineage: Eukaryota; Oomycota; Peronosporomycetes; Peronosporales; Peronosporaceae
Exons: 3
Coding region: 1-678 (225 amino acids)
Source: RefSeq, a predicted model, not a curated record
AUGAAGACCACUCUCGCUAUCAGCACUGCUGGCAUUCUCCAGGGAGCCUCACGGACCAGUACUGGCAUUGCUACGACGACUUCUGGGAUCGAUGCAUUCUACGAUAACCUGGAGUGUACUGGCAUUCCAGUAUUCGUCCGCCUGUACCCGUCCUGUGAAAAUUCAAACACCGAAGUCGAGGCUGUUUGUGACUCGUAUGAUUCAAGGAAGACCUUCUACGUCCCUAAUGAGGCCGAGUACUUUGGAGAGAAAGACCCAUACGUGGUUAUCGAGUCGUACGACGACGCCAACUGCUUGGAGCUCACAACAGUCGAUGAGGGUGGAAUGGUGACAAUUUACCCUGGAUGCAAUACUUCCGAUACGCCAGAAUUCCAGCAGCCCGCAACAAGCUUCAACACUGAUGACUGCGUUCCAGUCGACGACGAUAGUUACUCAAAAUACUAUUUAGUCAACAUCGACACGAGUGGAGGAGAUACGAGUGGGUCCACGGGUACCAUCUACACGCCUCCUGCCACGAACGUCAGUGCGAGUGGAUCAACGAGUGCUGCUGGGUCCACGAGUGCUACUGCUGACACGCCUUCCGCUACAACUACAGCUCCGACAACAGCGACAACGGGAUCGGCUUCUUUGGCGUCCAAUUCUUUGCUCAGUCAGCACAGGGCUCUCUCCAGCAACUAG